This is a messenger RNA of Budorcas taxicolor (takin), 945 nucleotides long. Its product is annotated as olfactory receptor-like protein DTMT. Gene Ontology annotation, biological process: G protein-coupled receptor signaling pathway. NCBI's taxonomy places the organism in Eukaryota, Metazoa, Chordata, Mammalia, Artiodactyla, Bovidae. Gene Ontology annotation, cellular component: membrane. The record is from RefSeq and is a predicted model, not a curated record. The coding region runs from base 1 to 945 and encodes 314 amino acids. The transcript has a single exon. Gene Ontology annotation, molecular function: olfactory receptor activity; G protein-coupled receptor activity.
AUGACGGGAAGGAAUCAAACUACUGUCUCAGAGUUUCUCCUGCUGGGACUGCCCUUCGAGUCAGAACAUCAAAACCUGUUCUAUGUCCUGUUCUUGGCCAUGUACAUUACCACCGUCCUGGGGAACCUUCUCAUCCUCUUCCUCAUAUGCCUGGACCCCCACCUCCACACACCCAUGUAUUUGUUUCUCAGUAACCUGUCUUUCUCUGACCUCUGCUUCUCCUCUGUCACAAUGCCCAAACUGCUGCAGAACAUGCAGAGCCAAGACCUGUCCAUCCCCUACGCUGGCUGCCUGACACAAAUGUACUUCUUCCUGUUCUUUGGAGACCUGGAGGACUUCCUCCUUGUGGCCAUGGCCUAUGACCGCUACGUGGCCAUCUGCUUCCCCCUGCACUACACCGCCAUCAUGGGCCCCAGGCUCUGUCUCUCCCUGGUGGUGCUGCCCUGGGUACUGACCACGUUCCAUGCCAUGUUACACACCCUGCUCAUGGCCAGGCUGCAUUUUUGUGAAGACAAUGUGAUCCCCCACUUUUUCUGUGAUUUGUCUGCUCUGCUGAAGCUGUCCUGCUCUGACACUCGAGUGAAUGAGCUGGUGAUAUUUUCCGUCGGAGGGCUCAUUAUCAUCAUCCCAUUCCUACUCAUCAUCAUGUCUUAUGCACGAAUCGUGUCCUCCAUUCUCAAGGUCCCUUCUGCCAAAGGCAUCUGCAAGGCCUUCUCCACCUGUGGCUCCCACCUCACUGUGGUGUCUCUCUUCUAUGGGACAAUUAUUGGUCUCUAUUUAUGCCCAUCAGUUAAUAAUUCCACCGUUAAGGAGACUGUCAUGUCUAUGAUGUACACAGUGGUGACCCCCAUGCUGAACCCCUUCAUCUACAGCCUGAGGAACAGAGACAUGAAGGGAGCUCUCAAAAGAGUCUUUUGUAGAAAGAAAAUUCACUUCUCUCUUUGA